GAGUGUUUGUAUGUCUUGUUGAGAAGGGGAAACAUGGCGGAAAGGAUGGAGCACCUGGAAGGAACCGGCUUUGCUAAAUUCGCAAAACGAUAAAGAACAGCCGCGAAUCGUCAAGGCAGGCGUAUUUCAAACGAAAACACGUCCUGCUGCAGAAUCUGAACCGAGGAGCGGUGCGGUUGUCUUUUCCCUUUUUCUGUUUUUUUUGUUUUGUCUGCGUGGUAACUGCAUGUGGGGGCUGCUGAGAGACUGUAGUAAGUGAGUGUCAGGAAGGAAGAGAAGAGUGCUGACUCGUGCAGUGUAUUAUUAUUUUUGCUAGGGGAUGUUCUCCUUACUUUCCUACGGCAGACUGGUUGCCAGGGCUGUCCUGGGCGGACUUUCCCAAACAGAUAGCCGGGAUUACAGCCUGAUUACAGCAAGCUGCGGCUUCGGAAAGGAUUUCCGGAAGGGUAUUUUGAAGAAAGGGAUGUGUUACGGGGAUGACGCCUGCUUCAUUGCCCGACAUAGAUCUGCAGAUGUCUUAGGUGUGGCGGAUGGCGUGGGAGGGUGGAGGGACUAUGGUGUCGACCCCUCUCAGUUCUCAGGGACUCUGAUGCGAACGUGUGAGCGUCUGGUGAAGGAAGGCAGGUUCAUGCCGAGCAGUCCUGUGGGAAUCCUCACCACCGGCUACUAUGAACUGUUACAGAACAAAGUUCCAUUAUUAGGGAGCAGCACGGCAUGCAUCGUGGUGCUGGACAGGCGGAGUCACCAGCUGCACACAGCUAACCUGGGGGACUCUGGUUUCCUGGUGGUGCGGGAGGGCGAGGUGGUGCAUCGAUCGGACGAGCAGCAGCACUACUUCAACACCCCCUUCCAGCUGUCCAUCGCCCCGCCCGAGGCAGAGGGGGCCGUCCUGAGCGACAGCCCUGAAGCUGCCGAUAGCUCCUCUUUUGAUGUCCAGCUAGGAGAUAUUAUCCUGACGGCAACAGAUGGACUUUUUGACAACAUGCCAGAUUAUAUGAUCCUACAAGAAUUAAAAAAACUAAAGAAUACUAACUAUGAGAGUAUACAGCAGACUGCGAGGAGUAUCGCAGAGCAGGCCCACGAGCUAGCAUAUGAUCCAAAUUACAUGUCGCCUUUUGCACAGUUUGCUUGUGACAAUGGACUGAAUGUACGAGGAGGGAAGCCUGAUGACAUCACAGUUCUGCUGUCUAUAGUAGCGGAGUACACAGACUAGUGGCACUGGAGAGCCAUGUUGUCUUCCUCAGUCGUGUUCUAUUGUACUGUUUCCUGCUGGCAGGACUGUGGACUCCCCUCUCCUUGCAGCUAAACCCCCAAGGCCAGUUACUCCCUGGGUCUGUAGCCACACUUCCACCACUACCAAGAAGAGGGUAAAUCUUCCUGCAAAGCAACUAGGACAGUCCUACACAGAAGAACUGUGGUGUCUGCCAACUUGGACUAUUUACCACCCUUUUGGCAUUGGGUAGACCUUCAUAUUUAUAAUGGAAUGUGACAUUAUUUUAUUCACAGGAACACGCUUGGCAGUGCCUGGUACAUCAUGGUUUCAGUCUGUGAGGUGUUUUUCCAUAAGUGUUGUUUGAUGUCAUUUGUUUAUUGUCCAGCAGGUGGCUGUAGAGACAUCACAUGCCUAUAAUAUUAGUUGUCUUGGUCCCAGUCACCUUCUGAACAAUAAACACAUUUAAAUGUGGGGUCUUUGGAUCCCCUUUCCCCUGGCUGCGAAUGUACAAACUCAAACAGGAGCAGAAAUAUGCAUUUGAAUUUCUCUCCUCUCUCUCCUGUUCUUGCAUUUUAAUGUUUCUGACCUAUAUGGACAGAAUUUGGGAGUCUGUGUGCAAGUGUUUAUUGCUGUUGCCUGAAUACUGAACUUGAGUCAGUUGGGUGGCAAAUAUGAGGAACUCAACAGUGAACAGGGAAUGAACUCUGGUUUGGUUGCCUAUGGAAAAACGGCUCCUAAUGUUUCCAAGGUUUGAUCAGCCACCAGUCAUAGAUCCUGUGUCUAUCAGAUUCCAUUUCAAAGUCUUCGAAGCGGAUACUGUAAACGGCUGCCAGUCUGGAAGGGGGCUGGCUUGAUUUAAAAUUGUCCUUGGCACUGGCAAAGGUUUAAAAGUUGAAGUUUCCUGAUCAAUUACUUGCACUUAUAAACAGUGGGAGAUGUGUAGGUUCACUGAUGAGAGAAAUGUAAAUUGUGAUUGCAUUAAAAAAAUAAAUAAAAUGAGGCAUAGUGGUAUAUAGAGGUCUGCCACAUCAGUUUGAUUGCCUUCCUCGAUGGAAGAAAACUCCAGCUGAAACAACAGGCUUGUACUUUUGUUUGCUUAGUUUUCAACAAAAAAAUGUUAGAGAAUAGCGUUCAGUAAUAAUGUUUCGUCAUCUGUUUGAGUGGCAUGUAUGGUAGCAUAUUGGAGAGCGUGGCUGUUGGUGGAACUGUCCCAAUCCCGUUUAAUUUUUUUUCUGUAUUUUAAAGUUCUGUAAUGCUGGUUUAAUGGAAUUAAGAAGGGAUGAUGUUUUGUUGCAGCACCUUAGUGUUGGUGUUUGAGUAAGGGCAGAUGGAUUUGCUUCCUAUGUUCUCUUAAAGGACAUGUAUAUUGAGGUUUGGAGUAUUUGUAGUUAGAUAAAGCUUUUAUCUCAAUACAUAUACACCGUUUAACUGUUCAGAAACACCAGGUUAGAGGUCAAAUAUCUUAAACUUCUGGCCCAUCAAUCUAGCACAGAAUUCCCCUUUUAAACACAGGUUUUUAAUUCAUUUACUGCAGUUGGAAAUCAUUACUAGUAUGGACUGGGAGUGAAAACAAAGCUUACUCAAAGCAUUUUUUUUUUAUCCCUGGAAAUGGUGAUGGAUUUCAGAAAGAGCUAAGUUAGACAAUCUGGUUCUUCCUCCAAAAUCUCCAAAGCCAUGUACAGUCCUUUUUGUUUUUAUAAAGAGCAACAUUUGCAAACAAGCCCUUCUGCAACGGUGGGUGCCGAAUGUUUAAUGGCUGUUAUCCAGUCGCUCUGAACGUGUUUUGCAGUGCAUUGACUAUGCAUCGGAGCAGGACCGGGGACCCACCUGUUGGUAUCAAGAGCGGAUAAUGCAGACCAGUCCUAUCUGAAACCAAAUGUUCUCUAAGAUACCUCGCUGGUCACAUGCAUCACAUGUCAGGGUGCUCUGAGCGAACUCUGCCCCGGGUGAAUUAAACAAACACUCUGUUAUGUCACUGGAUAACCAAGUCUAGCCAACUUGUCACAGCUGAGUGUGUGUGUGUUUGUGUAAUGUUAUAACCAGGUCUAGCUAAUUUAGCACAGCUGUGUAUGCGAGUUUGUGUAACGUUACCCUUCUCUGUUGGGACUGUAACUCCUGGAAGCGUGUGUGGGUUCUGCGUCUGAGAUUAUCUGAGUUUUUUUAUAACCUUUUAUGAAAAAUACCAUUAACGCACAAGAAUAAUAAGUUAGUACCGGUGAGUGCUUUUGUCAACAGGUAUGUUAGGUCAGAAAUGAGUAAUGAAUAAUAAAGGUUUAUUUUUAUAACUUUUUUUUUUUUCCUUUAAGUGGUUCCACAGUUCUGUAGUAUAUAAAAAAAAAUAUAUAUAUAUGGUUCUUGUACACAGAAUUUUACCACAGCCAGAUAAUUAAUUAAUGUAUCCCACUAUGGAGUUCCUAAAGCCAUCUUUUACAAAUAGACCUCUCUCUAAUAUUGUAUCUCUCUCAACCAGGUAACUUGUUUGUGAAAGGUCUUCUAAACAUUAGUGUGUUAGUGUUACAUUCACAUGUUGAACAUCAGGAUUUUCAGUUUUUGUUGUACUGUAUAUUUGCAUAACUGUUUCUGUGCAGCUUUUUAUUUUGUAAUUUAAAAUUCAACUUUUACAUGUACCAUGUACAUGUCGAUUUUACUUUAUUUAAAUGCACAUCAUGCUUCUAACAGGCAUUUCAUUUUUUUUCAGCUUUUCACUAGUUUAAACCAAGGAAUUGAUUUAAUGGACUAUUCCUGUAUUUACAUGGUCUGCUCCUCCUUUGUACAGUGAAGCUUUCUGUCUACUACCCAGCUGAACUGGUACUCUUGUCAAUUCAUCAUUGGCUAUUAAAGACAUUUGCUGGUAAAGCCUUAAGAAAAGUCUAUGUUGGUACUUGGUGUAGAAUGACUAUUUGCCAGUCAAACAGUUGAUAAUCAAAAAAUGAUUAAUAAAUCAUGUAUUUGAUAAUGUCGGGUGUUUAAUUUGUGUGUACAGUUUUGUAAACCAUUUCCAAACAGCUUGGAUUUAAAACAAAACAAAAAAACCUAUUCUAAAAUUGUUUUUCUGCAGCUGCACUUGAGACGUCUGUCUGAAACCACAGUCUUCACAAUUACUUUCCAUGUCAUUCAAACAGCUGAAAACAAUUAAUCUUGACAUUGCUAGUUCACCACGAGUACACACUUUAAACACAUAAAUAUAUCGCUGUGCUGCUCUGAAAUUGAAGGCUGCAGUUAGUCGACUGACAGUUUCUGAGGUCGACUAACUUUUCUAGUCGACUCUUCAGAGUUGCACCUAAUUUGUACCUGUCAGUUGGGAGGCAGGAGUUCAUGCCAAUGCACCUUUUAACAGCUUCUCUGUCAGAAUUGUAAUUACAAACAUGCAGUGUUGGUGAUAUCUGGAAACUAUAUUGAUCAGUGGGUCUGCAUAUUACCUCAUCCUCACACUAUUUGGGUCUAUUUCGAAUUAAACAGCAACAGAUCUAAAUAUUGUCUCCCUUAUAUUUAUAAGUGACCAGUGUUAAGACAGACUCCUCAGAUGCUGGGUAAUAGGCAGAGACUUUCUCUAUUUUCAUUGCUGUUAUUUGCCUGGCAAGUGCACCAAAGACCAGUUUUUCCCAUGUGUUCUGUCAGUCCUGUCUGUGUCUGUGUGUGUGUGUAUGUAUCAAGCAAUACUGUAAUAUAACAAUUUGUCUGUUUUUGCUGUGCUUUUUCUCCCUCACCUGAUGUCUGUACAUGUGUAUUCUUUAGGUUGCUUGCGCUUCGAACAUAUCUAGCAUUUGCGUGUUUCCUCCUGUAAAGCUGUCUGUGCACAAAUACUUAAAGAAAGGCCUUGGGGCCUCCUGACUAAAUGUUCAUAAGGAUACUGUAGUUAAUGGAUUUACUGUAAACAAAGGUAGUGUUGUGAUUGUUGCUUCAUAGCGAUGAGAACUGUGAUACCGACGUUGCACACUGAAAGUUUUGAAUUUGUAAACCUUACAAAAAAAAAAUACAAAAUGUGAACUUGAAGUUUAGAUUUUCAGUAUUUUGCUAUAUCUUGAGUCUGUGCAAUUUAAGUGUAGUGUCCCACUACAGAUCUCAACUAUAGGACACAAUAUCAAUUUGGAAGCCAGACAGGAUACGAGACCUGACAAAAGUGAUCAGACCAAAUUCAUAGAAGUGACAUAGUGGACACACCCUGUUUUGAUCCUGAGUUUGCAUUGACUUGGUUUGGUCUCUAGUGCUGUUUUAAUAAGCUUCAGAAUCACUCCAAUAUAAAAUCUGGUAGUUUAUUUUCAAGAUAACUACUUUUAUUCAUUGGUCAAAAUGAGUCCCUAUGUAAAACAAGCUAUAUUUGAUAAGUUUGCAACUUGCUCUUGUAGACCUGUCAAACUCUCCUCAAUUUGGCAUUCUUGUUAUCUUGUUUUUGGCAAGGUAACUAAAUGAAUAUUUUGAAGUUAUUUAAUCCUGGCUGGAGUGCAAAUGCUUUCCUAUUUGGUUUCUGUUCAAUUAACCUUUCAGUGGUAAUCCCGAGACAGUAGAAGAGUAUGUGCACCACAAUUGAAUAAACUGUUCUCAAUGUUAAACAUAAAUAAUAAAAAAAAUGUAUGUCGUGUCUUUGGUGUAUGUGUGAAGGCAAGCUAAUUGAAGCGGGUCUGAAGUGGAGAUGUAGGAAAGAGUUGGCAUUUCAAACACACACCAUAUCCGCCUGCACAAAUCCAGUUCCAUGUGUUUAAGCCCUUGCAAAGCUAGCUUGCCCAGUCUCGAAAACCAGAAUGUUCUCAAAUUCUACUCCUGAAGGUGCUUCUGCUUUCAGGACCACAUUUGAACUUUCUUACUUGUUCUCUUACUUUUUCUCUCUAUUGCUCGCUCGCUGUGGAGGCGUUUGCUGUGUACAAUACAAUAAUGCAGGAAUAGUUUCUGUAAAUAUGUUUUAAGAGCUGUACAAUAUUUAAAUAAAGAAUAUAGUAUUUAUACUAA
Messenger RNA from Acipenser ruthenus (sterlet), 6157 nucleotides. Its product is annotated as protein phosphatase PTC7 homolog. The transcript is spliced from 6 exons. The coding region runs from base 320 to 1213 and encodes 297 amino acids. NCBI's taxonomy places the organism in Eukaryota, Metazoa, Chordata, Actinopteri, Acipenseriformes, Acipenseridae. The record is from RefSeq and is a predicted model, not a curated record.